Molecule: messenger RNA, 954 nt
Organism: Rosa chinensis
Lineage: Eukaryota; Viridiplantae; Streptophyta; Magnoliopsida; Rosales; Rosaceae
Exons: 2
Coding region: 194-574 (126 amino acids)
Source: RefSeq, a predicted model, not a curated record
GAAAAUCUGUCAGAGCCAAAAUAAAAUAUCCAUUCAUUGACCCCCUUCCCUCUUCAUCAAAUCUCUUCCACUCUACUUUCAACCACACAAAAUCUCCAUUCCUAAUAACUGCUUUCUUCUCCGUCUCUCUGGAGUAGUGUAGAUACUUUACACCAUUUGUGUCUGCAUAUAGGUUUUGCUAAGGUUGCAAAACAUGAAUGACUACGAUUUCAUGAUCCGUAGCACCAUCAAAUCAGUUGUAGCCAUAGUCCUCUUCAUGGCGCUAUUGACCAUGAGUAGUAGCACUACUACUUCUGCAGUAUCUCAUGAUGUUCUCGAGUUUAUUCCAAUGAAGAAUUCAAUGGAGUUUCAAGUAUUGGACGUUGUUAGAGCUCACGAUGAAGCACGAAGACGGAGGCUGGAGCCCUACCAACUAUGCUUGGUUUGCAAGUGCUGCGCCGGCACAACAUGCUCCACCAUGCCUUGCUGUUUCGGCAUAGACUGCCAGCUUCCCGGGAAGCCCUUUGGGGUUUGCGCCUUUGUUCCAAAGAUCUGCAACUGUACCAACUGUACAAGUAGUAGUAGUACUCCUUGAAGUCAUGUCACGUCUGGUCGUCUGUUAGAUCCAUCUUCCUCUUCGAUUUCGAUCUUGGAGAAGGUGAAAGGAAGACGAAGAAGACUAACAGAAUUUGAAAACUAUUGGGUAGAGCCGAUCGAGCUGGUGGGCUUUAGCUAGAAUACAAAUGAUGACAACCUUGCAGUGUCAGAGAUUAGUAGUAGUACCAUAGAGAAAAUAUUCGAUGUUUUACAAAUCUUUUGGGGCGUCCUUCGUCUUGUAUAAAAGUAUUGUUCACAUCACGUGGGAUACUGUAUAUUGCUGGAAAUUAUGUACAUGCAACCUCACUAUAUCAUACUAGUUGAUCUUGAAUAAUGUUGGUUGUUCAACAGAUCAAAUGAAGUUAUUGAUUUAAUUAA